Molecule: messenger RNA, 912 nt
Organism: Schistosoma curassoni
Lineage: Eukaryota; Metazoa; Platyhelminthes; Trematoda; Strigeidida; Schistosomatidae
Source: the annotation of a GenBank genome assembly
CGGGAAUUGAACUUCGAGCUACAGCAAUUUGAUUGAGAAGCUACCAUCGUAGGUCAGUAAAUUCUUUUACAUGGCUACUGAGCGUUCCUGGAAGCCUCUAAGUCUUUUUUACGUAGAAUAUCCUGAAGGUAAGAAGAUAUUUGUUUUCGUACGUACUUCAAGCUGAUGCUUUCGGAAAGCUACUGGCGUAUUCCAGUAUGGUGCCAAUAUUUAUAAUUUUCAGCAUCAUAACCCUUAUUAUGUCGAGAAGAGAUUUGCAUACGAUAUUUUAUUUUUGUGGUUGCCUGAUCAAUGAGUUGAGUAAUUAUUUUCUCAAAUACAUCAUUAAGCAGCCAAGGCCUUUCCCAACCAUUCACCUAGGUAUUAAGUCAUCAGGUAUGCCUUCAAACCACGCGCAAUUCAUGGGCUUUUUCUGUGUUUACAUUGGAUUUUUCCUAUUCAUAAGUCAGCGAUCCUUCAGUCGCCAGUUCACAACAUUUGUUUACUUAGUCUGUGCAUCAGUUACUGCAGUAGUUUGCUAUAGCAGGGUUUAUUUAUUGUAUCAUACUUCUACUCAAGUUUUAGUUGGGAUCAUAAUAGGUGGAAUUUUCGGGAUGAUCUGGUUCCUAAUUGUUCAGUAUGCGAUAACACCAAUAUUUCCGCGGUUCACUGAUAGUUGGAUUGGUCAAUUAUUAAUGUUGCAAGACUUUACACAUAUCAACAAUCUUAUGCAUUUUGAAUAUACUAUUGUGCAGAAUUACAUUCAUAGGACGAAAUCCGAAAGGCCCACGUGAAGAAUAUAGCGUUUUUUUCAUUUAUGAACUAUUUUUGCGACCAGUUUUUUUCUAAUAAACAACUUAUUAGCAUUUCUCGUUUUCCUUAUAUUGUGCGUAACGUCCUGUUAUCUACUAGCGCAAUCUUGUCAUUUUGCAG